This is a messenger RNA of Gossypium arboreum, 2872 nucleotides long. Its product is annotated as disease resistance protein RUN1-like. NCBI's taxonomy places the organism in Eukaryota, Viridiplantae, Streptophyta, Magnoliopsida, Malvales, Malvaceae. The coding region runs from base 116 to 2872 and encodes 918 amino acids. The transcript has 6 exons. The record is from RefSeq and is a predicted model, not a curated record. Gene Ontology annotation, biological process: defense response; signal transduction. Gene Ontology annotation, molecular function: ADP binding.
AGAUGUUAGCUAUCAGUGUCCCAGCAACCUCAAAUUUUUUUUUUUAAAAAAAUUACCACAACCCAAGCAAAACUCACUUGCUAUAUUUUUCUCUCUUUCGCUUCAAUACUCUUCCAUGGCUUCUUCUUCUUCUACUUAUCAUGUUUUCUUGAGCUUCAGAGGUGAAGACACGCGCCUUAAUUUCACCACUCACUUACUUCAAGCUUUGAAAGACGAGGGACUUGAUGUUUUCUUCGAUGAAGAAAAACUGGAAAGGGGGGACCAGCUUUCACAAGCACUUUCUCGAGCAAUUGCAGUCUCAAAUAUCUCAAUCAUCGUUUUGUCUGCAGAUUAUGCCUCUUCGAAAUCAUGCUUGGUUGAACUCUCUGACAUCAUGGACCGCUAUAGCGUCGAUCAACAAAUUGUUCUUCCCAUCUUUUACCAUGUUAACCCCUCUGAUGUGAAGAAUAUUGAUGGGAGUUUUAAGAAAUCCUUUGAUGAGCAUGAAACAAGGAGGUCAGUUGAUGAAGUGAAACAAUGGAAAACUGCUUUUGCUGAAGUUGGUAAAUUAGAAGGGUGGCAUAUAGAUGGAAGCAUCUCGGAUAGGCCUGAAACCCAGUACAUCAAGGGUAUUGUUGCGUAUGUUAUGCAAAAGUUGAUGAAGCAUCAAGUUUUCUUAAGCUUAGGUGAAGACACACGCCUCAACUUCUCCAAUCACCUAGUCAAUGCUUUGGAAAAAGUAGGAAUUAAUGUCUUCCCCGAUAACGAAACACUGAAAAAAGGAGAGAAACUUCCACCAACAUAUUCUCGAGCAAUUUCGGCCUCAAAUCUCUCAAUCCUCGUUUUAUCUAAAGCCUAUGCUUCUUCAAAAUCAUGCUUAGGUGAACUUUCUGACAUCAUGGAUCGCAAGCACAAUCCCGCUGACAAACAUAUUGUUCUUCCCGUCUUUUACCAUGUUGAUCCUGCCGAUGUGCGAAAUGGUGGUGGGCAUUUUAAGACAUCCUUCGAAGAGCAUGAAUCGGAGCAACCAGCUGAUAGAGUACAACAAUGGAAAACUGCUUUUGCAGAGGUCGGUAAAUUAAAAGGGUGGCAUAUAGAAGGAGGCAAAUUUGACAGACCUGAAACCCAGUACAUUAAAGAUGUUGUUGAAUAUGUUAUAAAAAAGUUGUCGAAUAUUAAGUCUGGAAGUGCUUCUGAAGAAUUGGUUGGAAUAGAUGAUCAGAAAAGGACGAUUUUGAAGCUGAUUAAGGAAAAAGAUUGUCGUGUAUUAGGACUUUGGGGAAUGGGUGGUCAAGGCAAAACAACCCUUGCUGAGGCUGUAUAUAAAAAAAUCUCUUUAGAGUUUGAAAGUUGUUGCUUUCUCCAAAAUGUUAGAGAGGAAAUAGAAAAAAAGGGGAAGAAAUCUUUACGAAAUGAACUUCUUUCGAAAUUAUUGAACUCAAAUGUUGAUAUAGACACCCCCUCCAUAGGAUCCACUUUUACUCAAGAGAGGCUAAACAAUAAGAAAGUACUUGUUGUCCUUGAUGAUAUUAGUGACCCAAACCAAAUAGAUUGUAUGGGUGUUAAACAUUUGGGCUCUGGAAGUAAAAUCAUUAUAACAUCUAGAGAGAAACAAGUGCUUAAGAGUGGAGGAGCUGACACAAUACAUGAGGUGAAGGCAUUAAAUAAGAAUGAUUCUCUUCAACUUUUUUCUACCUUUGCAUUUAAGCAGUUGAAUCCUGAAGUUGAUUUUCGAGAUCUAUCAUGCAAGUUUGUGGAGUACGCCCAAGGCAGUCCACUUGCUCUUAGAGUUUUGGGUUGUAAUUUAUGUGAAAGGACUAUAAAUGAUUGGGAAAGUGAGAUGGAGAAGCUAAGGGAAUAUUCCCACCCCGAAAUUUUUGUGGUUUUGAAAAGUAGUUAUGAUGGGCUAGGUAUGGUAGAGAAGAAUAUAUUUCUUGACAUUGCAUGCUUCUUUAAAGGGGAACCCAUAAAAAGAAUAAAACAUGUUCUAAGUGGUUGUUAUCGGGGUGUAGAGUGUGGAAUAAACAAAUUGGUUGACAAAUGCCUGAUCAAUGUCUCAUCUUCAUCUUCUACUUAUAAUGAAGGUAUAAUAUCUAUGCAUGAUGAAGGUAUAAUAUCUAUGCAUGAUGAAGAUAUAAUAUCUAUGCAUGAUAUGCUUGAAGAGUUGGGAAAAGAUAUUAUUCGCCAAAAACCUAAAAUCCCUGGAAAGUGCAGGAGGCUAUGGAGUCAUGAACACAUUAAACGAGUGCUCGAAUAUAAUCAAGGGACGGAUCGAAUUCAAGGAAUGAAGUUAAACAUGUCACAUAUGGAUAAACUACCAUUAUGCCCUUUUGUUUUUGAAAACAUGACUAAUCUUAAAUAUAUCAUCUUUCAUUCUCCUAAUAUUUUGAGGUGGAUAAAUGUUAGGAAACCAUAUACAAAUCAAGUUGAUAUUGUAUCUCUUCCUGAUGAGCUAAAGUAUCUUCGAUGGGAUGAUUACCCCUGUAAAUCUUUAUCAUCAAGUUUUAAUCCAAAAAACCUUGUGGUAUUGAAAUUACCAUAUGGAGACAUGGAACAACUUUGGGAUGGACAUAAGAACCUUGCUAAUUUAAGGGAAAUUGACGUUUCAUAUUGCAAGAAUUUAAGGAAGAUGCCUGAUCUUUCAGGAGCCAUCAACCUUGAGCUCCUUCGUUGCAUUGGCUGUGAAAGUUUGGUUGAAUUUUGGGAUGAAGAUGAUCAUAUGGGCCUUGUUAAUUUAAGAGAAAUUCGCUUUGGUUGCUGCCUGAAUUUAAGGAAAAUACCUAAUUUUUCAAGAGCCAUCAACCUUGAAAUCCUUGAUUGCUCUGACUGCAAAAGUUUGGUUGAACUUUGGAAAGAAGAUGAUCAUAUGGUAUGUGUUUUCAUAUUUAUUUGA